AUGGAUCCCAAGUUCAAUGGUGAGUGGAGUGCCUCUGAUAUCAAGAUGGUGAAAUCACUCAUUGCUAGUCACAAUCCCAACAACAACUAUGCCGAUGGCAUGAACAAGAAACACAAUGAUAUUGUGAAUGACAUCCAAGUAUGGUUCCCUUGGAAGGAGAGGCAUCAGGUAAUUGAAUUGUAUGUUGAGCUCGUGGUGGAGAUGAUAAGUCUAACACAGAGUGGAAACCAGUCUGUUGUGGCAAUCGACAACUUGGUGAGUGACAACUCUGGGAUUCUGGUGGGAAAUCCAAGCAUAGACAACAUGGAUAUGUCAUUUGCCAAUAUGAAAGGUAAGACACCGGAGGCCACAAGGAUGGUGGAUGAAGUGCCUCAGAGGAAAGCAAUCGUUCCUCAGCAAGGGGGGUGGCACAACAGGAGUUUUUGGACCAAAGAGGAGCACAGGCAGUUCCUUUAUGGCCUGCGCAAAUACGGCCGCGGCAAAUGGAAGGACAUCUCAAGGGAAUUUGUCACCACCAGGACGCCGGUGCAGGUCUCCAGCCAUGCGCAGAAGUACUUCCGUAGGCAGAACAACUCCGAGAAGCAACGCUACAGUAUUAAUGAUGUCAGCCUCUAUGAUGCUGAACCUUGGGCGCAGAACAACUCUUCCAACUGGGAGGCGCCCGCCUUUGCUGGUGGUGCAUAUAACCCAAACUACUAUGGGUCCGGUAGCCAGGUUGCCACCAUGAACAACCUUGCACAGGUUUGGCCACCCUUCAUGUACAGUGCUGAUCAGGCAAGCAGUAGCCAGGCAACUACAUGGACUGGCCAGCAAAUGGGGCCUAGUUCUUCUGCAGCUUUAGCACUGGAGGGGGCUGGAAGCCAGAUGGCCUGGACUGGCGAUCAGGAAGGAGAUAUUCUCCCUGAGCAGUGGAUGAACAUAGAUAACGUGUAG
This is a messenger RNA of Setaria italica (foxtail millet), 933 nucleotides long. RefSeq names its product transcription factor SRM1. The record is from RefSeq and is a predicted model, not a curated record. Gene Ontology annotation, molecular function: DNA binding. The transcript has 2 exons. The coding region runs from base 1 to 933 and encodes 310 amino acids. Lineage: Eukaryota; Viridiplantae; Streptophyta; Magnoliopsida; Poales; Poaceae.